Knipowitschia caucasica is the source of this 1020-nucleotide messenger RNA. NCBI's taxonomy places the organism in Eukaryota, Metazoa, Chordata, Actinopteri, Gobiiformes, Gobiidae. The record is from the annotation of a GenBank genome assembly.
AUGUUGGUGCAGUUCUACACGGCCAUCAUCGAGUCCAUCCUCACCUCCUCCAUCACCUCCUCCAUCACCUCCUCCAUCACCUCCUCCAUCACCUCCUCCAUCACCUCCUCCAUCACCUCCUCCAUCACCUCCUCCAUCACCUCCUCAUCACCUCCUCCAUCACCUCCUCCAUCACCUCCUCCAUCACCUCCUCCAUCACCUCCUCCAUCACCGUGUGAUAAGCAGCAGGACGUGGAGGUCCUGGGCCCAUCCCCAAAGGACAAGAGGAGGCGUCCCAUGUCCCAGACCAGCCCCUCCCCCCUCCUCUCCAUCCCCCGCUUUGGAGUGACCACGCCCCACGAGAACCUGCUGUCCCAGGAGAUUGAAGACAUAAACCACUGGGGCCUGGACAUAUUUAAGAUCUCAGAGUUUUCUGGAAACCGACCUCUGACGGUCGUCAUGUUCUCCAUCUUCAAGGAGCGGGAGCUGCUGAAGACCUUCCAGAUUCCCUCGGACACCUUCUUGACCUUCAUGACGACCCUUGAGGAUCAUUACCGCGACGUGUCGUAUCACAACAACAUCCACGCUGCAGACGUGCUCCAGUCCACACACGUGCUGCUGUCCACGCCAGCACUGCAGGCCGUGUUCUCAGACCUGGAGGUCAUGUCUGUGCUGUUCGCCAGCGCCAUCCACGACGUGGACCAUCCAGGACUCACCAACCAGUUCCUCAUCAACACCAGUUCAGACCUGGCCCUGCUCUAUAACGACACCUCGGUCCUGGAGAACCAUCAUGUGUCCGUGGGCUUCAGGCUCCUGCAGGAGGAGAACUGUGACCUGUUCAAGAACCUGAGCAAGAACCAGAGAGACGCUCUGCGCAAGAUGGUCAUCGACAUGGUUCUGUCCACUGACAUGUCCAAACACAUGCAGAUCCUCGGGGACAUGAAGACCAUGGUGGAGACCAAGAAGGUCACGUCUCUGGGAGUCCUCCUGCUGGACAACUACUGCGACCGCAUCCAGGUACCAGCAGGACUGAGGCUGUAG